AUCAUCCAGUCGCAGGGUAACAUAGUUACUAAGGCCAUCAUAACUCAAGCAAUGAGUGCAACCUGCACACUGGUCCUCGGACUCUUCUCGGUAAUGUGAAAAAAUGCAAGUGGGUCACGUGUUUUUAAAAAAACCUCGACGGAUCUACCAAAGGAGCUUAGCCGAUAAGCAUUUUGAAAGCAAACAAUUGUCGCCGAAAUCGGAAUCGGGGAUUUCUAAAAAACCGUUACCUAUUUUGAGUUCUUUUUCCACUUAGUUUUGCUCGUUCCGCUAUAUAAGGCUAUAAGAGCCUUUCCAGUCUCUGGAAAAAAAUGGCGGACAAUGGGACAAAUUUAAGUCUCAUAUGUUAAGCCUCCCCGAAUGGGGAGUCGGUAGCGUCAAUUUUAAAGCCGCAAGCAGCUGGCCCAUCCAAUACCCAGCAGUUACAGAGCUUCAUUGACAAUGCAUCUUCCCCAUUCAGUCCUCGAUCUUAGGGUUGGUCAUCUACGUCAUCUUAAAAAGUGUGAUCAACAAACCAAAACCAAGUGGAAUGAGACACUGGACGUCUUUACUUUGACGUCAUGGUACCAGGUGCUUGACUAAGCUUACGGUGCUUCGUGACGGACCAUAAAUUAAACUUUGCUCGACCAUUCUGUCGCGGAUCGAAUAUUGUUAUCGAUAGGCUAGUUAGUAUUUUUGAGAAGUCCGAAUGUGGAAGGAUUUGUAAGCCCAUAUGUGUCUGGGCACAUUGUUUUUCGCCAUUGUAAAUUGCCGGGAAAAUUUAGCUUUUCAUUGUCGUGUAAGAGUUGGAGGACACACUGCGAAUAAAACGUGUUCUACUACCACGGAUUAGUCUGCCCUUUCUUUCGGGAACCAAUGUGUGGGGUAGCCGUUUAAGGCAACUCCAAGUGACGCCCGACGACAAUCUUUUAUUCGCAGUCCUAGGGCGACUGCAGGGGCAACUUGCGCUGGAAUGACGGUUUAGACGGUCAGCUAGAGAGUUGCCGGAGCUGGAGUGACGGUUUAGACGGCCAGCCAGGAUUUGUGUGAGCGUAGCCAGCGCUACGUACCGGCAGAGAAGUCGCAGCCAGCGACAGUGGCGUCGCAGUCAGCGACAUAGAGGGACGCAGCCACCGUCGAACGCCGGUACGAACGAGUCGCAGCCAGCGACAAGGUGACGCAAGAAGCGUCAUUUGUGGAGACCGCAGCCAGUGGUCAGAAGGCGCAAGGAGCGGCAAGCAUCCGUGGCCGCAGCCAGCGGCACGAGGCGUCAGAGACGCCAUUUUGGACGUGCAGAGGCGCCGCCAUUUUGGAGCUGGGGAAGAUGCAGCAUUCCCCCAGGAGGAGUGCCCGGCUGAACGGAGGGGAAGCCACCCCUAUAACAACAGUGAGUCAGCAGCCAGCCAGUAAUGGAGCAGGAACUCGGACGCGGGUGAACAUCACGACGGCGUCGAUUCCUUGCCCGGCCACUACGGUGAGUACUACAGUAGCUUUCCAACCUAGAAGUACUGCUGUCACAGCUGCGAGUUCAGUACCGGAGGUGAACCAUCCCCUCGUGUUGGAACUCAUGGAGAGGAUCGCAGCGUUGGAGAGGGAGCUGGUGAAGGCUAGAUCCCUGGAAAGUGUGAGCACCGCAAAUUGCGCGCCGAUCGCAGUUGGCCCAAGCGCAGUUGGCGCCAACAGUGGAGCGUCGGGGCGGCCACCAUUUUGGAGCGGCCAGCCAAUACCCACAUCUAACGGAGAGGCCUUACAGAACGGGGUCGGGUCGGUGCCAUACAACGGUGACGGUGCGAGCGGUGCGGCCUGCACGCUGCCGCCAUCUUCGAGUGGACCGCCAUUGUUAACGACUAGCAACUAUUUUUUGGAGCCACUGUGUGCGAGGCAGUGAAGGCGCUAUUGAUUCACCCAGGGAAUGUCAGCGCCGUGAUGGAGCAGCUGCGCUUUAGGUUCGGCCGAACGGAGCAGCUUAUACGCAGCCAGCUCAACAACGUGCGAGAGGUGCAGCCAAUUUCGGAGCACAAUUUGGCGAAGAUCAUUCCCUUCGCAACCCGAGUGAGUAACCUCGCGGCCUUCUUGCAGUUAGCGAAGGCAGAGCAACACCUGGGGAACCCAACCCUCAUGGAGGAGCUUGUGGCCAAGCUGCCAACGAGCAAGCGAGUGGACUGGGCCAGGCAUGCAGCAACGAUUGCGCCCUUUCCCACUGUAGUCCACUUCAGCGCGUGGCUACAGGAGUACGCAAACGUGGUGUGUACGGUUUUGGACGUCGAGGGAAAGGAGCCGAGGCGUCGACUUCUACAUGCAAGCGUCCACCAUAAUGAAUGCGAUCAACAGGAUAAUCGGCAUGGAGG
Messenger RNA from Drosophila sechellia, 2327 nucleotides. Its product is annotated as agglutinin-like protein ARB_02240. NCBI's taxonomy places the organism in Eukaryota, Metazoa, Arthropoda, Insecta, Diptera, Drosophilidae. The transcript has 2 exons. The coding region runs from base 1304 to 1867 and encodes 187 amino acids. The record is from RefSeq and is a predicted model, not a curated record.